Ectocarpus siliculosus is the source of this 1512-nucleotide messenger RNA. Lineage: Eukaryota; Phaeophyceae; Ectocarpales; Ectocarpaceae. The record is from the annotation of a GenBank genome assembly.
AGCAUGUCAAGUGGUGUCACCACUUUGCUCGUCGCCAAGGCUGUCGCAGGGACGGGAUACAGAGGAAGAGAUGUAUAGCCUCGAUGGGGUAGCGUUGUCGGGUUCACUUCUGGCCUCGUUGCUAAACGAAGCAGCGUCACCAUAUGCCGGUUCCGAACCAAGGAAGGGCACCCGCUACACAGACGGCCUCCUCUUCGGAAGCGUAAACCGUCGGCAGGGUACUGAAACCGAAGACGACCACGAGCGGCGGGCGACAACUCAUCGGGAGGCCGCGCUGUCGGGUUACGUUCGUUCACCGGCACGGUGUGGCUUCUACGAUGAGUUCGGGGCGAUCGACGAGGGGCGAUUGGCUUUGCUCAUUCCUCAAGGGCAGCGAUUGGCGGGCUACUUUGUCGUACACAAGGGGGGUUCUACCCGCCCGUCACUCCGAGAAAUCGAGGUGUUCCGCGGCAUGGUAGCGUCAUCGUCCGCUUCGGGACAGCUCCCUGUGCUGCUUGUGGCGUGUCUCAGAUUGAGGGACGGUGCUCCCACCCAGAGCUUUCAGUACCAGUGCCUCACGGCGCAGGGUGGGGUUGGAGGGCCACAGGGUGCCGGCCGUCUGGAGGUAUUACCGUGUCGAAUCAACAACCUCACCAUGGACUCCUCCGCGGAGUACGGGCAUGUGCGACCAUCCCCCGUGGUGCCGCUAGGGGUGGAGGGUGCGCAGCAGUCCGCGUUGGAGGAGGCAUUUGGUCCGGUACCGCCUCCCUACGUUAGCGAGGCCGAGGCGUUACUGGACACGGGGAUAAAGACCAUGGAGGAUCUAGUGUCCGAGCUUAAACUCGUGGAGAACACGGUGGUGCGACUUCAAUUGGAGAACCGGUGUAUGGAGCGUGUUUUGAUGAACCGUGGCGGGACGUGAAGGACAUCUGUGACUCACAUCUUUUCGAGCGUCUUCAUGAACGGGAUCGAGAUUGUGUUGGUUUUAUCACUAACGGGCCAUUUGAAUGCCCGUAUGCUUUUAGAGGGGUGGCCUAGCUUCACAGAGGUCGCGGCGGAGAAUGGAGCUUGCUUUAAGCCGUGUUUUUUGUCCCGACCAGUGAACUACUUGGGGAUCGUCCGACGCAGCUGGCUCCAGCGGGAAUGGCCUUUUGUUCUAUUUUUUUAGACAUUAUCCUGGAAUCCACGGGUCGCGUUUACCCUUUGAUCUAUUGGUAUUCUCGAGCCUUCGGGCGGUCGGGACUCUAGGUCAAUAUCCAGGCGAUGUACGAUAAAAUGGUCUAAUCGCGAGAAGAUAAGUCUGAACAGCCGUGAAGGAAGAGGAUUGGCGCAAACGUACAACCUAUUAGGUAGGCAAUAUUCUCAAAUCACCGCACGGACCAGCUGGACAGGUGUUCGGGUGUCGAUGCUUUUGCAACGCAUAUGUCGGGGAACUCAUCAAGGUGUUUGUACGGGUGGAGAAUGAGGUAGCUUAACGAGGGACCAUGAUACUUAAGCCUGUGGAGAGAGACCUCCUCCGCCCUCGCACUUGUU